Somion occarium is the source of this 614-nucleotide messenger RNA. NCBI's taxonomy places the organism in Eukaryota, Fungi, Basidiomycota, Agaricomycetes, Polyporales, Cerrenaceae. The record is from the annotation of a GenBank genome assembly.
GCCCCGGCCAACGUUUUCUCCGUUGCUAUGCACGUCAACCACUACGACCUGGCAGUGGCGUACCAACUCGACGGAAGCAGUUGCGAUGAAUUUGACAUGGAGAAUGCACUAGUACAAAUCCGGAAGACCCUUACCUGCAAUCGGUAGCUCCAUCACCGUACCUGAUCAUGACCCCGGGUUUCAAGCAACCGAGAUGGAGAUUCCAGUAUCACGCACGUACCAAAAGAAUGAGGUAGAAACCUACAGGGAUAGUCAACCCGAGAAUAGAAUCGACAUCAUGACAGUGGGAAUAAGAAUGUCAGUAUAUAUAGAGCCAAUUGAGAAGACGAGGGAAACGAGGCAAUCGGAUGACAUUUCAAAACACUGCGUGGGAGACGUUCAAUAUCCACCCUCAGUUAAUGUCACCAGGUUGUGCUACGUAGCAAACGCACGUUGUCGAAAUGAUGAUCCGAGGAGCGUUGUAUAGAAAGAGGACUUCCUUCUUUGGUCAGAAAUGAACCGUUGAGUAUACUCUAAUACUCAGGUUGAAAAGAAUCGGCAUUCGUCCUCCAAAAGGUGCGGCGGACUUCCCUCUAGGCCAAUACUUCACAACCGCAUAAAUCAACACAAACAAG